ACUCGACGAACCCCCGAUAAUCUAUCCAGCACGCGACCGCACAGCGUCGCCUCAUUCCUCACGGUUCACGGACCACGCUCUCGGGCGAUCCUCCACGGAAAACGGGGGACCAAAUCGAAACGCAAAACCCGGAACCCCCUUUUUGCUACCGCUGCGUAUACGGUUGCGGGCCACUUUCAGACGAGCCGUGUCCUUUGCGUGGACCGCUUCAACAGUUUCGUCCUCUCCCCACUAUUUCGCCAACUAUACAUCAUCAUCAUCAACAACAACAAGGACGACUUUUGCUUCUGAACGGCAACGACUUUCUUAGUUCUCGUCAUUUACGAGAUCAGAAACAGUCUGGAAGAGAGAAUGAUGUGACGAUGAUGAUGAUGAGAUCUAUUGGAGAUCACUAAAAGAUCAGUCGUUUUUUAAAGUUAAAAAGAGAUUCAGUGACACACGUGGGCGGUGUGUUUCACUCCACGUGCUACGACGAGGAACAACUUUUCACUAUAUAAGAGUUGGAAAUCAAGAAUUGUGCGAUAUUAAGUGUUUAAGUUUGGGGGGUAAUUUUUGAGUUCGGUUAUUUUUUAAUUGAACGAUAAGAAAAUAGAAAAGGAAGUUCAAAGUUAUUGAAGAAUAUAUAUAUAUUGGGAGAAGAAGGGAAGAGUUUUUUGGAGGAAGUUAAUUGAGAAUAAGGAAAGGGGAAUAUAAUUCUAGUGAGAGAUCGCGGAUGUUGCUGAAGAUUUAGUAAGAGGAAGGAGUAAAAACUUAGAAAGGCUUUCUGUUUCAAACGAGAUGCCUCACACGGGUCAAGCUGGAGUUAAUCAAUUGGGGGGUGUUUUUGUUAAUGGUAGACCACUUCCUGACUGUGUGAGGCAAAGGAUCGUUCAACUUGCACUAGUUGGCGUGAGACCUUGCGAUAUUUCCCGACAACUAUUAGUAUCACAUGGCUGUGUCUCAAAAAUUUUAACCAGGUUCUAUGAAACUGGAAGCAUUCGUCCCGGAAGUAUUGGCGGCAGCAAAACAAAGCAAGUAGCAACGCCAAGUGUCGUGAAGAAAAUCCUGCGGAUGAAGCAGGAACAUCCAACCAUGUUUGCCUGGGAGAUAAGGGAAGAACUGGCUCGACAGGGAGCUUGCGAUCCUCAGAGCUUACCUUCCGUGUCUUCGGUCAACCGGAUACUCCGAGGUGGUGGUUUACAAACUGAACAUCCGGGGAUUGAGGGAGGAUCUUCUACCGCUUACCAACCGCAAAUGCCAUCCAACGUAGGGAGCGUCAGAGAACCUCUUCUUCGAGGAGAUUAUCAAUUUUUCUAUCCCAGUGCUUUGGGACCUUUGCACGUUUCCACAACUUCCGGAAGUUCUGGAACUCCAACAUGGAAUCCAACAUUCUAUUCGUCACUCUAUCAGGCUACAACUCUACACUUGCAUCACAAUUCACAAUCCCUUGACUCUGAUCGACUGGCAGAUCGACAGGAGAGUCAAUCACAAGUCGAAUUAAAAUCAAGUUCGAGUUCAAUGGCCGGUAGUGAUGAUUCUCUGGACAAAAGUGAUUUAGACGACACAGCCGAGUCUCAGGAUCAUUUUAAAUCUUACCAAAGAUCACCGAUUAUUCUUGAAUUAGGUCAAAAAGUUGGCAGCGAACGAAGCGCAUUUGUUCGACAUGGAGACAAUUCAUCACGAAAUCCAUCAUCGCCUGAUGAAAAUCAUUCAAGGAAUCUUCACGAUCGUGAAUUAAUUGAAAUUAAACAAAAUCCAAAUGACAGUAGCAGUAAUGCAAAUCAAUUGCCACCAAGAAAGAAGAAGAAUCCUUAUUCGAUAGAGGAACUAUUGAAGAAAGAUGAGACCAAGAAUAUUUGUAAGAGGCCAAGACUUUUAAAUACUGGAGUUGUUCAACCAUGUGGCAUUGUCGUUGGUAAGGAUGUUUGAAAUUUUCCUGCGAAGGUGUGUGAUUGUAUUAGAAGCUUUCAUUGAUAAAAAAAAUCGUUGAAGGCCAAAGAAAAAAAAACCUGGAGUUUCUUCAGUAUAAUUUAUUUUUUUAGAUAAACCCUCCGUAUUAAGGCAUUUUUGUGCAAAAAAAAAAAACAUUUUUGAGAUAUACGAGGCGAAACUAAGGGGGGUGAAAAUUUGUGAUAGAACAACUGCGUUUUAUAUUGUCCGGAAAAAAGGACUUUGCCAUUAAUUUAUUCUGACAUUUUUCUUUUAUUUUGUCAUUUUGUGUAUUUUCCCUCAUGUGUUUUCCCCAAUUAUUCAUUAUCUAGUAUGAAACACUUGCUUUCAUCAGCCACUGAAUCCAUUACAACACUAUUCUCACUCAUUGAAUUUUUUCUUCUUCUUCUUAAUUUUAUUUUCUGAUCAAUUUUCAAAAUGCCGUCAACCUAGAAGGAAAAUAAAAAUUAUUUCACGUAUUUUGAGGUUAUCUUUGUUAGUGCGGAAUUUUGGGUUUAUUAUCUCUUUCGCUAUCUUUAUAUGAAAAAUUGUUAAAUAAGUUUCGAGUAUAUAUGAAAAUUGUCUUCUCUUGUUUAUAAUUAAAGAAUGAAGAUCAUUUUGCCAUUUCUUUUUAUCGCAAUCCAAAAAAUCUCAGGAUAUUUAUUAUUAAGAUGUUAUAUUCUCUAGAGUGUAACUUAAAAACCAUAAAGUUGUGUUGCGCUUAACAUAAUAGUAUGCGGUCAAAAUCAGAAGUUUCUUUCGCACGACUAAACGAAAGCCCUAAUAAGCGAAGAGUUGUAAAAGUUGCCGAUGGAAUACUCUUGUAAAACCAUAAACGCCUUUUGCCGAAGAAUGUCAUAGGCCACAUAAUCAUCGUGUAUUCCUCACCUUACACCUUCGUGUCUCUUCAAAAUGAAAAAAAAGAAUAUAUAUAUAAAGUGUAUUUUCAAAUUCUUACUGUUGUCAUUAAUAUUUCUUCUAUAAAUAAAAAUUUUUACAAAUUAGAAAAAAAAAAUUUACAUUUUUGUCAUUUAGAAUUGAAAAUUUUUUCUGUCUUAAAUUUUUUACACACGUUUCAAAUCUAUGUUUCGUCGGUAAUGUAGAUAAAGGUGGGAAAUAUUUAAAAUAUUUCUUUUACUAAUAAAUAAAAUACUCCAUAAUCACUUCAGAGAAAAAAAAAGUGUGAAAGAAAAAAGUCUUGGUGUAAGAAAAAAAUUAUUGGAAAAAUAAAAUUAGAUUAGAAAAUAUACAUCGUUGUGAAAAUUUAAGAGACUAGAAAAAAAAAUGAGACGAUGAUGAUUAUUUAAUAUAAUGACAUUGUGAUAUAUUUGUGCGAGGGUAUUUUUUUUUUUUAAACAAAAUUUUUGUGAAAAAUAAUAAUUAUUAUUAUCUCGACAUUAAUUUAAUAUUUUCACUUUAAAAAAAAGUGAUAUAUGUAAUAUGUGUAAAUUAUUUUUGUAUAAUUAACAAAUUUUCAUAAUUUAUAAAAAUUAUUUUUUAAGAACUAUUAUUUUCAUUUUGCAAAU
Molecule: messenger RNA, 3434 nt
Organism: Leptopilina boulardi
Lineage: Eukaryota; Metazoa; Arthropoda; Insecta; Hymenoptera; Figitidae
Gene: Poxn
Product: paired box protein Pax-2-A
Exons: 6
Coding region: 778-1908 (376 amino acids)
Biological process (GO): regulation of transcription by RNA polymerase II; anatomical structure development
Molecular function (GO): DNA-binding transcription factor activity, RNA polymerase II-specific; RNA polymerase II cis-regulatory region sequence-specific DNA binding
Source: RefSeq, a predicted model, not a curated record